AGUUUCUAAGUGGCAAAGAGCACAGGGAGAGAGGACUCUGCUGGAGCAGGAGACACCAGGAGAGUCUAGGUGGACAGCUGACUUUCACCUUUGCAGAAGACAUGAAGACACAGUGCGCGUCUACCUGGCUCCUGGGCAUGACGUUGAUUCUCUGCUCAGUUCAUAUCUACAGUCUUAGGAGAUGUCUGAUUUCUGUGGACAUGCGCCUCAUAGAAAAGAGUUUCCACGAGAUCAAGAGAGCCAUGCAAACUAAGGACACCUUUAAAAAUGUCACCAUCCUGUCCCUGGAGAACCUCAGGAGCAUUAAGCCUGGAGAUGUGUGCUGCAUGACCAACAACCUGCUGACAUUCUACAGAGACAGGGUGUUCCAGGACCAUCAGGAGAGAAGCCUUGAGGUCUUAAGGAGAAUCAGCAGCAUUGCCAACUCUUUCCUCUGCGUGCAGAAAUCUCUGGAGCGAUGUCAGGUGCACAGACAAUGUAACUGCAGUCAGGAAGCCACCAAUGCAACUAGGAUCAUCCAUGACAACUACAAUCAGCUGGAGGUCUCAUCUGCUGCCCUUAAGUCUCUAGGAGAACUGAACAUACUUUUAGCCUGGAUUGACAGGAAUCAUCUGGAAACUCCUGCAGCCUGACACGAAACGCCUCGUCUGAUUAUCUAAAUAACGGACUGUGAGGGUUUUUUUUUUAAUUGUUGCUGUUUUAUUUUGUUUUUGUUUGUUUGUUUUGUGGUCAACAGCUACUUCUGAAGAAGAGAGAGACAUGGAAAGUUCACAUAAUUAUCUAGAAUGAGGGUCUUUUCUGGUAACUUGCUGAUGUGGAAGGAAUCCUCUCUUCUGGGCUUGGAGCCUUUCAGAAAAACAAUUGGGAUUUGAAUGGAUCUCAGCUCCUGGCUGAGGUCUCUGCUCUCUGAUCCCACCUGCAAUAGCUAAGUUGGCUGCUGUGGUAUUUAUAGCAAUAUGUGGCUGUUGAGAGAUCUCAGAUAUCAUAGGAGCAAUAGACAGCCCCUCUAACUUAUUGUAAAGCGGCUUCUUCCAGGCCUAUGCUGUGCACCUUGUGGUGUGCUGUAGUGCAUAUUGUACUGACUGACGUUUACGAAUAAACUGUGGUUUACCUAUGAGGAUGAA
Mus musculus (house mouse) is the source of this 1124-nucleotide messenger RNA. RefSeq names its product interleukin 19 (gene Il19). Lineage: Eukaryota; Metazoa; Chordata; Mammalia; Rodentia; Muridae. The record is from RefSeq and is marked validated. Gene Ontology annotation, biological process: interleukin-19-mediated signaling pathway. Gene Ontology annotation, cellular component: extracellular region. Gene Ontology annotation, molecular function: cytokine activity. The transcript is spliced from 6 exons. The coding region runs from base 102 to 632 and encodes 176 amino acids.